This is a messenger RNA of Amphimedon queenslandica, 738 nucleotides long. Its product is annotated as histone deacetylase complex subunit SAP30L-like. Gene Ontology annotation, biological process: regulation of DNA-templated transcription. NCBI's taxonomy places the organism in Eukaryota, Metazoa, Porifera, Demospongiae, Haplosclerida, Niphatidae. The coding region runs from base 62 to 547 and encodes 161 amino acids. The record is from RefSeq and is a predicted model, not a curated record. Gene Ontology annotation, cellular component: histone deacetylase complex. Gene Ontology annotation, molecular function: transcription coregulator activity; protein binding. The transcript is spliced from 4 exons.
UCGACACGCCCUCUUUUAAGCCUUUCUGAUCUUCGACAUUCUUCGUGGAUCUUUUUAGAAGAUGAGUUCAAACGGUAGCUCCACUCACCAUUCUCCCGAAAGAGAGGAGCUCUGCUCUUUACUGGAGAAUGGGGAGAGAUGCACAAAUAAAGCUGGUUCUGGUGUCUUUACGAAAAAGAUGAAAUCCUUGGCUCAAAAGAAACAGAAGCUCUACCCUGAUUCAACUGCGAGUCAUAAUCGCAUUUGCGAUCAUCAUCGGACCUUUGUUCACAGUUUGAGGAACAAAAGAAAACGAAAAGACUCGGAAGAGGAAAACGAUUUCUUACCAGAAAUUGAUUUCCUUCAGUUGCAAAUGAACACACUGAGAAGAUACAAACGACAUUAUAAACUUCAAUUAAAGCCAGGAUCAAACAAAAUACAGCUUGUAGAGGCCGUGACCAAGCAUUUUAGGACUCUUCGUAUCAACGAGAAAAAAGUAGUACAGCUUUUCAUAUCAAUGGUGAAAUCUCACAAGAGCAAAUUGGAUCAUCCCAAACCUAUUGACUGAUUAUCUUUCUCUUAUUUCACCCUCCCCUUUCACACCCUCUCUCUCUCUCUCUUCACCCUCUUCUUCAUACAACACUAAUUAUGUGCACACACAUUCUUGUGUAUUAUAUAAUGAGAUACCUCAUUCAAUGGUUUCUUAUGAAUGAACUCUAUGGUUGUAUUUUAUUGUAUGCGUGCAUUGAAUCAACUGUA